CCCCACAUGCACGGGGAGAUCAACAUAAUGCAGUCUGUGGCUGUUCCAUCAGUCACCAUCCCCCCUCCUGCACCACCGCUCAACACACAGCUGCCUCAGGGUCUCAGACCAAGGUUCAAACCAUUCGGCUGGAGAGAACCUAAGCCAGUAAAUGGACAUGUCAGCACACAGAGAAGAGAUUCUGGUCACUAUGACAAGAAGAAGAGGAAGAAAAGAAAACAUGACGUUGAAGAUGUGGAGGAAGUCGAUUCUUCAAAAAAGAAGAAGACAGAAGAAGAUUCAGAGGCCAAAACUGAUAGACUUGUUGGUAGUACCGGAGACACAAGCACUUCAACAGAGCUGGAAGAGAGGUCACACAAGAAGAAGAAAAAGAAGAAGGAAAAGUGCAAAGAAGAAGUUGAAGCAAAUGUAGCAGAAGACAUAUCAGAAACUCCUGAUUCGAAGGAGAAGAAAAAGAAGAAAGACAAACACAAGGAAAGUGGGGAUGAUGAGCAGACAAUGGUUGCUGAGGAAGUAGAAGAAACUAAGGCACACAAAAAGAAGAAGAAGAAAAAGAAGAAAGAAGAGGAAGAAAACUAAACUGAUCAAAUGAAAAAUGAACUUGUGGAAAAUAAUGUACUUUUACAAGAGUAACUGAUUGAAGUAUGAAAAUGAUUCUGCUUCUCCAAACUGAAAACCACACAUAUAAAAAUAUGGCAAACAAUGAAUUGAUUUAUGACAGUUACAGUGCAGGGGAUCCGGAUUUUGUGAUAUUAUGUCAUACUGUAUAUACAUGCGGUAUAUACCGGAUACAUGAAGAUUUAUAUAUCAUAUUGUGUAGGCCUCAUGAAAUAGUAUGGCAAGCAUUCUCUAUCUGGUUUGUAGCAUUCAAUACACGUAUUAGACUUUAGAAAGUGUAACUGUAAGUUGUUAGUAAUGGUGUUUGCCAACUGUACAUUGUAAUAUGUUACUGUGCCUUACUUUUAAGUUUUUUUGGACAUGUAGUUAAACAACCAGUAAUAUAAAACAUAAUUGUCUUCGAUGCACAGAAAAUAUUUAAUGUUAAAUAAUCUGUGUACCUAAAAAAAAUCAAGUUUCCCACAUGGGUCAUCUUCAGUAGCUUGUUCAGCAACUUUGAUUUAUAGAGAACAUAGAAGUACGUUGUCAAGUAGCUUUACCUGUUUUAGAAUGUUGGUAACAAAUUGAAUGACACAGAUCGAUUAUCAUUAGAAUAAUGCAAAGAGAUUAACAAAGUUUUACAACAGUGAA
This is a messenger RNA of Branchiostoma floridae (Florida lancelet), 1248 nucleotides long. Its product is annotated as protein PXR1-like. The transcript is spliced from 6 exons. Bases 7 to 579 code for a protein of 190 amino acids. Gene Ontology annotation, biological process: transcription by RNA polymerase I. The record is from RefSeq and is a predicted model, not a curated record. NCBI's taxonomy places the organism in Eukaryota, Metazoa, Chordata, Leptocardii, Amphioxiformes, Branchiostomatidae.